AUGAACAAAUUCGUUAUUAAGAAAAAAGAAGAUAUGAAUUAAAAGGUGUUUCACUAAUUAAAUGCUCAUGUUCCUAAUUAGUAAAAGAAUGAUUUGUAUAUUUUUUUAAGUUAUUCAAAAGGUUGUUUUAAAUUGACCCUUAAGCUUGUUAAAGAGACAAUAAUUCUCGGAAAAGUGAAAAGUAGCAUAUAAUUUAAUUUUUUUCAAAGGGACUUUCAGAUUAUUGAAUAGUGUCUAGGUUCCGGUGCUUAUGGGUCUGUUUAACUAGUGAGAGAUGUUAACAGCCGAAUUUAUUAUGCACGAAAGACGGUAACACUUGAUGAUAUAUGACAGAUUAGUAAAUCAAAAUUAAAAGCCCAGGAAUCGAUAGAUAACUUGAAAAGAGAAGUAUUAAUACAAAAGAAACUUUGUCAUCCAAAUAUUCUUAAACUAUGCUACUGUUAUGAAGACUCGUCUAAGUACUGUUAUGUAACUAUAAACAAUUAGUGUAUUUUUAAUCUUAGAGUACGCAGAACUGGGUUCGCUUUUCUCAUUGAUUAAACGAAAAUAAAGAUUAUAGGAGAGAGAAGCUUAUGUAUUCUUUUCACAAUUAUUAUCCGGCUUAGAAUACAUGCAUAAGAUGUAGAUUGUACACAGAGAUUUAAAAGUAUAAAUAUUAUAUAAAGAUAGCCCGAAAACUUACUAAUAACCAAAUCAGGAGACUUAAAAAUUGGUGAUUUUGGUUGGGCUACCUAAAUGCCGAAUUAUCAUAAAGCUUUCUGCGGUACAACAGAAUAUAUGUCACCUGAGAUGAUAUAAUCUUAGACAACUGAUUAUAAAACAGAUAUAUGGAGCCUAGGAGUGCUAUUGUAUGAAAUGGUAUAGGGAAAACCACCGUUUUAAGGCACAACAUUUAUGGAGAAGAGUUAAAAAAUAUUAUCUAGAAGUCAGGUAGAAUUUGAGUUCGAUGUUUCUGAUGAAUGUAAGUCUUUAAUCAACAGCCUACUCUAACAUACUAUUCAUUGUAGACCUUCAAUUGAUAAAAUUAAAAAUCAUUAAUGGAUGCUAUCCUAAGGAUAAGAUAGAAAAGGAUCAUUACGAAGUUCUUCUAUGAUUUCCAUUAAAUCAACUCAUUACACAUCUGAAGUACUUGAAAGCUAAUCCAAAAUUAAUAAUCUAUAAUUUGGUUAAAAAUCAUCAAUUUAAGAAUGGGAAGCUAUGAAAUUUAGAAGCUUAUAAUUUUAGUUUUAACGCCAGCAAGACCAAUAGCCACCCUAAAAUAACUACUAAAACAUAGGAUUUUUAACCAAAGCUUUAAUUGCUUUAGGAUGUAUCAAUCGCUGA
This is a messenger RNA of Paramecium octaurelia, 1323 nucleotides long. The record is from the annotation of a GenBank genome assembly. NCBI's taxonomy places the organism in Eukaryota, Ciliophora, Oligohymenophorea, Peniculida, Parameciidae.